Molecule: messenger RNA, 1935 nt
Organism: Arabidopsis thaliana (thale cress)
Lineage: Eukaryota; Viridiplantae; Streptophyta; Magnoliopsida; Brassicales; Brassicaceae
Gene: Pol{lambda}
Product: DNA polymerase lambda (POLL)
Exons: 13
Coding region: 39-1502 (487 amino acids)
Biological process (GO): DNA biosynthetic process; base-excision repair; DNA repair
Cellular component (GO): nucleus
Molecular function (GO): DNA binding; DNA polymerase activity; nucleotidyltransferase activity
Source: RefSeq, marked reviewed
GGACAAAACUCGAGUGAGUUACGAGUAAAGCGAGAAAAAUGGCGGCAAAGCGAGGGAGAAACCGGUCGCCGUCUCCGGACCCGGAAGGGAUGUUCGCCGGAAUGGUAGUUUUCAUGGUUGAAAUCGGAGUCCAGCGUCGUCGAUUGCAGAUCUGGAAGCAGAAGCUGGUUCAAAUGGGUGCAGUGAUCGAAGAAGAUCGGGUAACGAAGAAAGUCACUCAUGUUCUUGCCAUGAAUCUCGAAGCUCUUCUCCACAAAUUUGGGAAAGAACGUCUCUCGCAUUUUACAGCACGCCUUAUGCUUUACCAGUGGUUAGAAGAUAGCCUAACUUCAGGAGAGAAGGCUAAUGAAGAUUUGUAUGUUCUCAAAAUUGACUCAGAAGAAGUUGAUAAGCCGAAAAAGUCUUUGCCUGCAAUAAGUGGUAGCGAGGAUCAAUCUUCACCUCAAAAAAGAACCAGAUAUUCUCCUGAUGCUGGUGACUUCAAAGGCGUUGAAAGUCAUAGCAAUACACAAGGAUCACCGGAUUCACCAACAAGUUGCAGUGUUCCCUCUACUAGCGCCAGUCCUGGAGAAGGCAUCGCAGAGACUCCCACUAGUCCACAAUCAGAGUCCACAUCGGUGUACAAACCACCCGAUUUGAACAGAAAUAUCACUGAGAUAUUUGGAAAGUUAAUUAACAUAUAUAGAGCUUUGGGUGAAGAUAGACGGUCCUUUAGCUAUUACAAAGCUAUCCCCGUCAUUGAAAAGUUCCCCACUAGGAUUGAAAGCGUUGAUCAGCUCAAACACCUCCCUGGAAUCGGAAAGGCAAUGAGAGAUCAUAUUCAAGAGAUUGUGACAACAGGGAAGUUGUCCAAGCUUGAACAUUUUGAAACAGAUGAGAAGGUUCGUACAAUCAGUUUGUUCGGGGAAGUUUGGGGUGUCGGUCCUGCAACUGCACUCAAGCUAUAUGAGAAAGGACAUCGCACACUAGAAGACUUGAAGAAUGAGGAUUCACUAACGCAUGCACAGAAGUUGGGGUUGAAAUAUUUUGAUGAUAUCAAAACACGAAUUCCACGUCAGGAGGUGCAAGAGAUGGAACAACUUUUACAGAGAGUCGGCGAGGAAACUUUGCCUGGCGUGAAUAUUGUAUGUGGAGGAUCAUAUAGACGUGGGAAAGCUACUUGUGGAGAUCUGGAUAUCGUUGUCACCCAUCCUGAUGGACAAAGUCACAAGGGAUUUUUGACAAAGUUUGUAAAGCGUUUAAAAGAAAUGAACUUUUUAAGGGAGGAUCUCAUCUUCAGCACCCACAGUGAAGAGGGUACUGAUUCAGGCGUUGACACGUAUUUUGGUUUGUGCACUUAUCCUGGUCAGGAGCUACGGCGCCGUAUCGAUUUUAAGGUCUAUCCAAGGGAUAUCUAUUCGUUUGGACUCAUAGCCUGGACAGGGAACGACGUGUUGAACAGAAGGUAUGGAUAUGAUUUCAUUUGUAUACAUGUCUCACUAAACACAUUUGUUGGUAGAUAAAGAACACAGCAUAUGUAUAUAUAUAUGCGAUGAUAACUGCAGGCUGAGAUUGCUAGCAGAAUCGAAAGGAUAUCGACUUGACGACACUGGACUAUUCCCAGCUACUCACAGUUCUAGUGGUAACCGGGGUGCUAGAGGAACUGCAAGUCUGAAACUCUCAACGGAGAAACAAGUUUUUGAUUUCUUAGGAUUUCCUUGGCUCGAGCCACACGAGAGGAAUCUCUAAGGCAUCACAGGCACACAGCCUUUGGUACUAAAUUUUUUUUUUUUCUUUUUGAAUAGGUUCUGUAUGUAAGUAAUCGGUUCCUUUUUGUAAUUGCAUAUCCAUGGACAACUGAUUUAGAUGUUACAUAUAAUGCAAUGCAAUGUACUUGUAUUAGAAACCAUUGCAUAUCUUUAAGGUAAACUAAGAAAACCUAUGGUACUGAGGAAA